This is a messenger RNA of Athene cunicularia (burrowing owl), 3536 nucleotides long. It is a transcript of the gene ZCCHC8, whose product is annotated as zinc finger CCHC-type containing 8. Gene Ontology annotation, molecular function: zinc ion binding; RNA binding. Bases 991 to 2835 code for a protein of 614 amino acids. The record is from RefSeq and is a predicted model, not a curated record. Gene Ontology annotation, cellular component: catalytic step 2 spliceosome. Lineage: Eukaryota; Metazoa; Chordata; Aves; Strigiformes; Strigidae. The transcript has 13 exons.
GGGCUGCCGGCCGCCUCCGGCCGGAGGGCUCCGGCUUUUCCCGCCUCCCGGGGACCUCCGGGAGGCCGAGCCCUGUGCCUUUGUGGGGGAAGGCCCUGUCGGUGUCUGCCUGGCAGCCGGAGCCCUGGCGCGUCCUGAGGGACGAUGAGGAUUGAAUUUGGCGGGGAGGGGGCAGCCUCGCCGCGGCGGCUCCUCACCCUGGGCCGCUGCGAGCCCGCCUUUGGGUGCGGUGGCUGCUUUUUCCUGGCUUCUGCUUCCAUCACUUAAGAGGAAGUUUUCUCUGAAAACUUUUAUCCUCAGAACGUCUGGGUCUGUGUGAACUUAAGUUGGCGAAGGAGGUAGUGGGGUUCUUGAGUGCUCGGGCGACUGUCAAAACACGUGACGCUGGGCUCCUUUCUAGGGAAAAGAAACAGCUGUACGAUUACUUUGAAAAUCCAUUUUUGACAUAGCUAGAAAUAACUUUAAACUGUUAAAUUGUGAUUGGUUCCCCAAAGGGCUUUUGGGUUCGAUAGUGCAGCAGAGUGUAAUCUGAAAUGGUUUUUAUAGUUUAUUUUCUAUUUAUGUAUGUCUUACUGUUGACUUUUUUUGGUGAUGAUUCUACUAUAAAUCUGAUAAUCCAGCCAUAGUGCACGAAAAUUACACGGUUUGGAUUGCCACAGCUAGUCCUGUCUUUCAUCUGCUAGGGUUGGGGGUUUUUUUGCAUUUUAUUGUGUUUCUUCAGCAAUGGAUGGAUUUACAAAUAAUCCUCUGUUUAGUGAAAAGGAAGCUCUGAAAUCCCAUUUGUUGUUCUGUGGAAUUCUUGUUAGAUGUUUUCUUAUUUGUUUUGAUUCUUUGAUUAAGGUGUGGGUCAGUGUCUUCUAAAGCAAGUAAUGUUCUUUAACAAGAGAUUAACAUCAGGAACUUAAAAGGAAGCUGAAUAUCCUGACUCGUCCUAGUGGAAUUUCAGUGGACAACUCAAAAUUUGAUGGACCUCUGUUACAGAUUUUAUUUAUGAACAAUGUAAUUUCUAAGCAGUAUCAUCAAGAAAUUGAAGAUUUUGUUUUUAAUUUAGUUCAGAAAUAUGAAGAGCAGAAGAGAGGUGAACAAGAAAAAACACACUUCAAUGUUAAGCCACAGCCCUCCAGUGUUCUUCUGGAAGAAGACCGUAAAACAGCAAGCUCAAAUUCUGUUAAAAAAAUUAAAGAAGCUUUUAGUGUUGUAGGAAGUGUUCUGUAUUUUACCAAUUUUUGUCUUGAUAAACUGGGACAGCCUAUAUUAAAUGAGAAUCCACAGCUGACAGAAGGAUGGGAAAUACCUAAAUAUCAGCAAGUUUUCAGCCAGAUUCUCUCCCUAGAAGGACAAGAAAUACAAGUAAAACCAAAAAGGCCAAAACCUCACUGUUUCAAUUGUGGUUCUGAAGACCAUCAGAUGAAAGACUGUCCAAAGCCACGAAAUGCAGCUCGUAUAAGUGAGAAGAGAAAGGAAUUUUUGGAAGCUUGUGGUGAAGCGAGCAAUCAGAAUUUUCAGCAGCGUUAUCAUGCAGAAGAAGUAGAAGAGAGGUUUGGAAAAUUUAAACCAGGAGUAAUUAGCGAGGAACUUCAAGAUGCACUCGGUGUCACAGAUAAGAGUCUUCCUCCGUUUAUCUAUCGCAUGCGUCAGCUGGGUUAUCCUCCAGGCUGGCUCAAGGAGGCUGAAAUGGAGCACUCGGGACUUGCGCUUUACGAUGGCAAAGAUGAUGGUGGAACAGAAGAUGAAGGAUCCCACCAGCUGAAACGCACCACUUACGAUGUCUCUAAGUUGAUAAACUAUCCAGGCUUUAAUAUAUCCACUCCAAGUGGGAUCCCAGAUGAAUGGCAGAUAUUUGGUUCCAUCCCCAUGCAGCCAUCUCAACAGAAGGAUGUUUUUGCUCACUACCUGUCUAAUUUUCAUGCGCCAAGUCCAAAAUCUAGCAAUAAAAGGGCUGCAUCUCAGUCAAGGUCUCAUCAUUCAAAACGACCAAGAGAAGACAAUUCAGAGGUACCAGCAGCUAACAUGGACCUAGAUUCUGAUAUGGAAGUGUCACAAAGAUCUCAAACUCAUAAUAGUUUUCAGUUCCAACCUCCACUGCCACCUGGACAUCCAUCGAUGUCAACUCCUCCUUCUUUACCACGAGGAACACCUCCACUAAAUCUUACACCGCUUCAACCUUCAAUACCCACCCGCCCUCCUCUUCCUAGGACUACUCCACCAUUGAAUCCUUCCAGUGAUAUUCUUCAGCCAAAAAUAGUGGACUCAAUCAUGGAUGAGGAUACCCUGACCUUGGAAGAGCUGGAGGAACAGCAGCGAUUAAUCUGGGCAGCUCUAGAGCAGGCAGAAAGCACAAACAGUGACUCUGAUAUUCCCAUCGAUACACCUUUAACUGGAAAUUCUGUUACGUCAUCACCAUCUAGGAACGAAGUAGAUCUUGUUGCAGAAGUAAAAUCAUCUGAUAAGGUGAUUACAGUGGAAAGAAGGCUUUCUGACAUCAGUGAACAGAUAUCAGAAAAUGAACAUUCUAUAACUGGUCCUAGUCCAGGAGAUAGUUUACUUAAUUUAAAGGAAAAUCCUGAAAAUACAGAUUCUGAAGGUUUGCUGGAUAACACCAUGCCUGCUCCCAACCGUGAGGUUAACGAUGGAGAAAAUACAGGUGGUAAUAAGGUAGCCACAAGCACUGAAUCAUCUGCAAGAAAUUCCAGUCUUGUUCCUGAUAUGAGCAAGUUUGCUGCAGGCAUAACACCAUUUGAAUUUGAAAAUAUGGCAGAAUCAACAGGCGUUUAUCUACGAAUAAGGAGCGUGUUAAAAAAUUCCCCAAGAAACCAGCAAAAGAAAAAGACUUAAUUUUAACUGUUUUUAAUUUGUUUCGUUAUGCCCAAAUCCCUGCUUCCUUCUCUCUCCUCCAGUUUUACAAACUCAAAUACCCUUCCUCAUCCUUUGUGGGAAGGAGAAAAUCUUGUCAAAUACAGCUCUGCCCCAUUCUUCCUUGGAACUGAAGUCAGUGCAGGGUUUCCAUAUUGACCAGGACCACCAAUGCGGCCAGAAAAUACAGAAAAAUUUUCCCAAAUUGCACCAUUCCAUUAAGGAAUACCAGGACUGUUGAUUUGUUAAGGGCGAUUUAUUUGCCAAUACAUAAAACUCUAAAAAGAGGAGUUUGUGGUUUGCUGUUAAUUACUUUGGCUAAGGUUUAUAUUGUCCUUGAGUUUCAGGUGGAUUGGUGAUUUUUUUAAUAUCUGUCCUUUGUACAAUAAUCUAUACUUGAUACAUUUUGCUAAUUAUCCUGUAGAUAAGUUUAAUAUAUUCAGAAUGUUUUUUAAAAGUUCUAACAUUAAGAUUUCCCACAUUAAAAUCCUGGCAGUUGGAUUAAAAUAAUCAGGGAUUACCAGCAUUAUCUUCACCAUUUCAAAUAUUUUUAUAAAUUAUUUAUGUGGGUCAGUUUUAAUUACCACUGUAUCUUUUGUAACAUCAUCAUUCAUGUAAACUUGCUGUACAUACAUGUUCAUUGUUGUGUACAGAGGUUUAAUAAAUGAGCUUUUAUAUAAAGA